Messenger RNA from Dracunculus medinensis (Guinea worm), 1509 nucleotides. Lineage: Eukaryota; Metazoa; Nematoda; Chromadorea; Rhabditida; Dracunculidae. The record is from the annotation of a GenBank genome assembly.
GAUGGGAGGAUCCAUCUAUAUUUCUAGUGAAAAAAUGUUAUUCUUACAGUCAAAUAAGCCAGUAAAACCAGAAAUAAUGAACGCUAUAAGAAAAUUGAACGAAAAUUAACAAAAAAAACGAAAUAUACUUACUGUUGUUGUCAAUAACAUACAUCGAAUUAUAUCGCUGAAAUAAAAUAUUUCUUAUCAAAAAAUAAAAAGUAAAAAAAAUGAAAUACUUCUUUAAAAUACUUAUUUUAAUAUAAAAAAUACUUUUGCUUUUUUACAAAAUUUAUCAACAAAAUUUACUCAAAUAUAAUAUUUGCAAUAUUUAAUUGAAUAAAAAAGGUUGCACUGAAAGCAAACGUAAUAAAAAAUGAAAUCUGAAUGGUACUAGUGAUCGACCUGUUACUUUAUCUACAAAAAUGGUAUUCUGGCUAGGCGGACCAGGUUUAGCGGGUGACGGAACUCACCAAAAGCAAAAUGUUGAGUGCUUUCAGACAAUAAAAUGUGGAACUGAGAACAUAAAUAACAGAAUUGGAGGGUGAGUUGGGGAAAGGGGGUGAGAGGAGAGAGGAGGGCGAGGCGGAGGAGAAAAAGUUGAAGAAAAAGUUGGAGGAAAAGAAAAUUCUCGAAAGCUAAAGGAGGAGCAAAGAUGGAAAGGAAGAAUAUAAAAUUGAAAUUCAGAACGAUUUUCUGCUAUUAUUUCUGAUUUGUCCCAACUAGUUGUCAGGCUAUGAGGUUCGAUCGCAAUCAAUUGGGAAACAAGUUUGGUUGAUUUUGGUUUAUUUUAAUAAAAGGUUUAAUGCUAUUAACGAAAGCAAGAAAGCAGUUACUCAUGGCUGCAUACCACUCAACCAUUCCUGAACUUAUUGCUUACAAUUGAAAAGUCAUAAAUUUCCAAUUUCUCUUUCGACCGGUUGUAUUUCUCCUUCUAAGUAACUUUUCAUUCGCUUAUUUUCUUGAUUUAAAAGCUUUUUUUUAUUAUUAUCUGCUAUAUUGGCAAAAUUUGACACAUUCUCUGAUUUGAAUUUGGACAUAUAAAAUGAACAUAAUUAUACAGUUUACAUCCACUAAUUAAAAAUUUCAAAUUUCAAGAAAAUUUCUGGCAUUGUCAAAUUUAUUUUGGGACUUUUGAUAAAAGUCGAAAAGCGGGAAUAUUGUUAAAAACUUGGAAAAUGAAGUUUUUUUUUGGCAAGUGAUUUUGAUAACGAAGAAAGUCCAUCGCUUACACAUUCGUUUAAAAAAUUAUCUUCUGGUAUCCAUUAUCAUGAGAAUUACUGUAGAAACCCAGGUCGAUGGCAUCGUGGCCCAUGGUGCUUUGUCGCGGUGCGUAUCUUUAAUUUACCUUCUGUGUCACCCUCAACUGAUAUUAGAGGUUCGAAUCUAUCUACUAUUUUUUUAUAAAUCAAUUUUUUACCUUAUAGCAUAUUAAAAAUAUCUAAGAGUUUAUCCAACUUAUUUUUCAAUUCAUUUGCGCGAACAUCCGUCCGAUAUAUCGACAAGACUUCGUUGUUAUCAAACAGGAGU